Pochonia chlamydosporia 170 is the source of this 1386-nucleotide messenger RNA. Its product is annotated as CFEM domain-containing protein. Lineage: Eukaryota; Fungi; Ascomycota; Sordariomycetes; Hypocreales; Clavicipitaceae. The record is from RefSeq and is a predicted model, not a curated record. The transcript has 4 exons. The coding region runs from base 1 to 1386 and encodes 461 amino acids.
AUGAAGUUAUCUAGAGGGCUCGCCUUGCUUUUUGCCUCGGCUAUCUCAGUUGCAGCCAGCGAGCCUGAGUCGUCGUCGCCGUCCCUGCUAAAUGUUAUCACAAAACUGCCAAAAUGCUCGGUGACAUGCUUUGGCGAAGCAUUGACGAAGACGAAAUGCGAAUUAACCGAUGAGAAGUGUAUUUGCUCCGACCAAGUUCUUCUCGCAACGUCGACUGCUUGCGUUUUGAAAAGCUGUACUGUGAAAGAAGCCUUGACUGUCAAAAGGCUCACGACGCAGGCAUGUAACGAGCCCAUCAGAGACAAGAACGCCGUCUAUAUCAGAGUUUCCGAUGUUCUCGGCGUUAUUUCAGCUCUCUUUAUUGUUCAAAGAUUCGCCUUCAAGUUAUGGGCCAAGCAGGACUUUGGUUUAGACGACUGGUUCGCGCUCGCCACCAUCAUCAGCGGUGCGCCAUCGACAGUCAUCAACACGUACGGAGUUGGCGCCAACGGAAUUGGACGAGAUGCGUGGACCCUCAGCUUCGACCAGCUUUACAACUUUGGAAAGUUUUUCUACGUUGAAGAAGUCCUCUAUUUUCUACAGAUUGCAAUGGUGAAGCUGGCAUUGCUGUUCUUCUUCCUGCGUAUCUUCCCAGCGCCGAUUGUCCGUCGACUUCUCUGGGGCACUGUCGCUUUCACCGUUCUUUACGCCGUCGUUUUCGUAUUUGUCGGAAUCUUCACGUGUUCCCCAAUAAGCUAUUUUUGGACAAAGUGGGAUCAAGAGCAUACUGGAAAGUGUCUCGAUAUCAAUGUUAUUGCCUGGUCAAACGCCGGUGUUGGUAUUGCCAUAGAUAUCUGGAUGCUGGCUAUUCCAUUGUGGCAACUGAAGGGGCUGAAGAUGCAUUGGAAGAAGAAAGUCAGCGUUGCGGCCAUGUUUAUGCUGGGUACAUUCGUAACUGUCGUUAGUAUUCUCAGACUCCGGUCCAUCGUCGAGUUUGGUUCCGACUCCAUGAACCCGACGUGGGACUUUUUCGAAGUGUCGCUAUGGUCAUGCAUCGAGGUCAAUGUGGGCAUUUGGUGUGUCUGCUUGCCUUCAUUCCGACUGCUUGUUGUUCGCCUGUUCCCGACUCUCAGUGGUUCGACAGCUCGAAGCUAUGCUCGGUACGGCAGCAGCGUCAAUCGGACAGCCGAGAAGAGCAACCGAAGUAGAGGCUUGGGUCCUAGUGCUACGGCGACGUCUUCCUUCAACGAUCGGCCGAGUCGGUCUAAUCCUGGAAAUAACCAGAUUGCCUAUCACAAGUCUUAUACUGUCGAAGUUUCAGACAUGGACGAAGUUGCUCUUGUCCCUUUAGGAGACCAUGAGUCACGGACAAGGGUUAGUAGCAGCCGCAGCCGGGGAAGUGUAUAA